Sitophilus oryzae (rice weevil) is the source of this 1986-nucleotide messenger RNA. Its product is annotated as solute carrier family 25 member 35-like. Lineage: Eukaryota; Metazoa; Arthropoda; Insecta; Coleoptera; Curculionidae. The record is from RefSeq and is a predicted model, not a curated record. The transcript has 4 exons. Bases 500 to 1435 code for a protein of 311 amino acids.
UAUUAAAAGAUGUAAUCUAUUUUAUUCAAAUUUUAUUAGUUUUUCAACUCUGAUUUGUAAUUUUAAAAAACUAUAAAUUUAUGCAAUAGUGAUAAGGUAUACCAGUGAUAAUACAGAGUAAACGUAAAUAUUUUACAUAUUCUCGAUUUCGUAGUUAUCACUAACAAAUUAACACUUAAAAUACGUAAAGCAGUACUUAACUAAUCUACUUCUACUUGCUAAUAAGAAAAUAACGCAACAGCUUUCUUAUCUGUUUUAACUAAUUGCGUAUAAGAAGAAUGGACAUACAUAAUUGUAUCUAAUCCAAUAUUAUUUACAUUGAUGUAAUCAAGACAAUUUCAUCAUUUACUGUGUUCUUUAGAAGACGCGAGAUAAAUUAUGCCAAUUAAGUCUUUACAAAUAGUAUUGCGAGAUAAAAAUUAUAAUGACAAAUUAAAGAAUUUGUAUUACAAUAGAGUUAUUCUAAUACUACUCCAGUCUCUGUGCUAUCCUGUGCAAAAUGGAAUUUCUAAUUGGAGGAACAGCCGCUAUGGGUGCAUGCAUAUUCACGAACCCUUUGGAAGUAUUAAAAACAAGGCUACAGCUACAGGGUGAAUUAAAAGAAAAAGGUACACACGCAGUGCAUUAUAAAAAUGUUUUUCAUGCCGGUUACGUGGUUGUAAAGAACGAUGGUAUCCUUGCCCUUCAAAAAGGGCUAGUUCCUGCUCUAGCUGUUCAGUUGGUAUUAAAUGGAGCGAGAUUAGGUUGUUACGGGGUAGCUGAUACAUAUGGAUACUUAAGGGAUAAACAGGGAAAAACAAUAUUCAUACAGAGUGUUGUCAUAACUGGCUGUGGUGCUGUCCUAGGACAGGUCUUAUCUAGUCCCUUCUUUCUGGUAAAGACUCAUUUACAGUCGCAAGCGACACAAACUAUAGCGGUUGGACAUCAGCAUAAUCAUGAAGGAACAUUCAAGGCAUUAGCAAACAUUUAUAGAAAAAAUGGGGUCAGAGGUCUAUACAGAGGUGCUUUGGCAUCAGUGCCAAGAGCAUUUGUAGGGGGUUCAAGUCAAUUAGUUUCAUUCGAUUAUGCCAAAAGAUUCAUCGAGUACGCGGGAAUCACCGAAAAUUUCCUAUUAAAAUCAUUUCUAGGCAGUAUGGUCGGAGGGGUUGUUAUAAGUGUGGCAAUGACGCCGUUUGAUCUUAUUCUAACAAGACUGUAUAAUCAACCUAUUGAUUCAAAUGGGAAAGGUAUACUCUACAAUGGUUACUUGGACUGUGUCACGAAAAUUUACAAAUCAGAAGGACUGCUAGCUUUCUACAAAGGCCUUGGCCCGAUGUACUUAAGAUUAGGGCCCCAUACUGUGCUGUGUUUAGUGUUCUGGGAUCAACUAAGAUCUCUAUAUAACAAAUAUUUCUUACAGGACCAAAUCAGUAGCAAAGUUGACAAGCUGGCAUAGUUAUGAGCGUUUUUAUUUUUUGUAAAAGGGCUGUAAUAGUAUAUUGUUUUAUUAGGAGUAAAAAUUACUGCUGUACGUUUGACAGGCGAGGCACAAAAAGGACGUUUUUAUUCCGAAUAGAACAUGAUCUAUUUUUUUUCAAACGUCACAAAUAAUAUAAAAAGUACCUUAUAAGUAAUAAUUAUGUAUAUAUCGAGCAACAAUUGUUGGAUUCAACAUUUAUUUAAUGUCAGUUUAAUAAUAUAUUUUCAUACUUUUGUGCUUAUGCGUAAAAGUGCUUUAAUUUUAUGCCUAGACGUUAAAAUGACCUUUUUAUAUUAUCACGUGGCAGAAAUUAAUACUUUUGUGACGUUUCAAAAAAAAAUUAUCUCGUUUAAAAUUCUCUGUUUUUUUCUACCUUAAUCAGUACAAAUAACUAACAGUUACUGUGAUAUUUUAACUAAAGAGAUGUUUAUUGAGUUAUAAUUUAGUAUUGUAUCUGAUGAUAUUUUAUUGUGCAUAAUUGAGAUUUUAUUUUUAAAAUACAUAUGGCAUUAUUAUUAUUAAAAGGA